AUGGUGCAGUGGCAGGCCACCCGUAGUUCCAUAGCCGAUUUCUUUGGGGCCAAUCUACCAGUGUCAUUCCUACGGACUCACUCGGAUUCCAGGACAGUGACAAAUCUGUCUAAAUCCACGGAUUAUGGCUGCUCGGAAUCAGCAGGCGCACGAGGACCUAUAUUUCUUUACCAGAAUAAGAUCGUCCAUGGACCGAACCUCAGGGGGCCUACUAACAUCCUGUUAGACUUUAACAUGUCUGCAGACUUAAUGUUCGAUUCCGAUAGUUCCCUAAGUCCCGCGAGUGCGGAAGUGAGGGAUCUGAUGGAAUUCGGUGUUCGUCCCCGGCUGCUUGAUUAUUUAAGCGAUGGUGAAUCUACAGAUUGGACAGAUGAAGAAACAGACACAGAAGAUGAAAUCCAGACGGGCAGCGAUGUUGAAGUUAUACCAGACCAUAUCAACAUGGAAAUUAAAGUUAAGAUCAAUAAAGAAAGUUGUAGUGGAACGUUAAGUGAAGAAGUAGGAAAGAACUCAGAAGAUGUCAGCAAUGGUGUCGAGAUCAAGACAAAUGAUCCAGCCGUCGAGGAUCACAACGAUGAGCCAGCAAUCCUUAACAAUCCAAUAGAACAAGAUGCAAAGAAUGGAGAAGAAACCAGCAAUGGGAUCCAAGUAGAACCAAAUGAUCCAGCCGUUGAGGAUCAAAACGGUGAAAGAACAAUUAUUUACGAUCCAAUAGAACAAUUAAAUAGCCCAGAGGAAGACAGUAACUGUGUCCAGGUAGUACACAAUGAUCCAGCCGGUGUGAGUCAAAACGAUGAAAGAACAAUAUAUGACUGUCAACAAGAACUAUCCUACAGUUCAAGCAUGUUUCUGAUCUCUGUACCCCUUUCCAUAGAACUAAGACAUUUGAAUAUUCCUUUAUUGCCCGAUGCACUGUCCUCUAGAAUUCCUUGCAUCUUAUAUCCACCACGCCUCUUCCUUAUCCUAAUUCAAAUACUAUCUUUACCAAUUCCUUCUCACAACCCAAAAUGA
This is a messenger RNA of Nezara viridula (southern green stink bug), 1011 nucleotides long. The record is from the annotation of a GenBank genome assembly. Lineage: Eukaryota; Metazoa; Arthropoda; Insecta; Hemiptera; Pentatomidae.